Molecule: messenger RNA, 2874 nt
Organism: Diospyros lotus (date-plum)
Lineage: Eukaryota; Viridiplantae; Streptophyta; Magnoliopsida; Ericales; Ebenaceae
Product: probable WRKY transcription factor 2
Exons: 6
Coding region: 483-2765 (760 amino acids)
Biological process (GO): regulation of DNA-templated transcription
Molecular function (GO): DNA-binding transcription factor activity; sequence-specific DNA binding
Source: RefSeq, a predicted model, not a curated record
UUUCACAAGCUCCAAACACAGCCUUCAACCUCCCUCCCCUCUUCCCUGUCACUCUCCCCCCCAAAGAUUCCAAUUCCAUGCAUUUCUGGUCCACCAUAAGCUCCACAGCUCAAAACAAACCCCACUUUUUUCUCAAUUCAUAUAAUUUCCUUUGUAAUUUCCCAUCAUCUGCAGGCAAAACGCAACAAGAGGUGGGGAGGGCGGAGGGACACUGACAGGAAGGAAGGGAAGGUGGGAGGACGUUUUCUUAGUUUUUCUUUCAACAGAGAGAGAGAGACAGACAGACAGACAGGCAGACAGAGAGAGGGAACCCAUUAUUCUGAGAAUUCCACUGGAGGAGGUCAGAAAAGGGUCUCCUUCAUACCCAUCUUUUGGUUUGACUGUCUCUUUUAAAUAUGGGGUUAUCAGGAAUUCUUUCCGUUGCUUGAUUUUGUAGCGAAUCCAAUUUGAGCUGAUAACAGUGGAGGCAGCUUAGAAUUAGGAUGGGUGGGAGGUUUGACGACCAUGUUGCUACUGCCGGAGAUUGGAUGACUCCUAGUCCAAGCCCAAGAGCUUUUUUUUCAGCAGUGUUGGGUGAUGAUAUCGGCUCAAGGUCAAUUCUAGAACCUCCUGUGGGAAAUAAAACCAGGGCGCUCUUUUCUGAGUGUGAGGAGCAGAUCAUAUCAAGGAAGAGUCAUGAGAAAGAUGGGCUGGUAGUUGAAGGAGCUGGUGAUCAAUUGAAGAAAUCAAAUGCGUUUUCUGAGGAAAAAAUGAGCUCGCGUGGCAGCCUUGUGGAAAGGAUGGCAGCUAGGGCUGGGUUUAAUGCUCCAAGGUUGAAUACGGAAGGCAUUAGGCCAGCUGACCUUUCAGCAAACCCAGAUGUUCGGUCUCCUUACCUGACAAUUCCACCUGGACUGAGUCCAACAACCCUGCUAGAAUCUCCAGUUUUCCUCUCAAAUUCACUGGCACAGCCAUCACCAACUACAGGGAAGUUCCCGCUCACCACAAGUGCUAACGGAAGAAGCUCUACUUUGAACAUGGAGGCCCCUGAUAAAAGUAAAAAUUUCUUUGAAGAUAUCAAUACCUCAUCCUUUGCAUUCAAGCCUGUUGUAGAAUCGGGUUCCUCUCCUUUUAUGGGUUCUGCAAGCAAAUACAAUUUGCCUUUAUGCAUACAGAUGCCUCCAACUGUUUCUCAGCAAACCUUUCCCAGUAUUGAGGUUUCCUUUCAGCCAGAGAAUUCUUCUCAAUCUCGAAGUGCCCAACCUGUGAAUGUGCAGUCUCAAAAUGGAGCCACACUCCAUCUACCCGAUGACUUUUCUAGACCAUCAUAUGAAAAUGAUGCAGCCAGAAACUCCAUGAUGUUUGAACCAAGGUCUGCUGAUCCUGUUGGUGGCAAUGAAGAACAUUCACCACCACCUGAUGAGCAGCAUGAUGACGAAGCAGAUCAAAGAGGAGGUGGAGAUAUCAUGGUUGGUGGUGGCCCAUCCGAAGAUGGAUACAAUUGGAGAAAAUAUGGACAAAAACAAGUAAAAGGCAGUGAGUAUCCACGAAGUUAUUACAAAUGUACUCAUCCAAAUUGCCCAGUCAAGAAGAAGGUUGAACGAUCUCAUGAGGGCCACAUUACUGAAAUCAUAUACAAAGGGGCACACAAUCACCCCAAACCUCCACCUAAUCGCAGGUCAGCCAUUGGAUCUACAAAUGUGCCAACUGACAUUCAACUUGACAUCACUGAUCAAACGGGUGCACAGAUAGGUCCCGAUGGUGAUCCAACAUGGACAAGCAUGCAAAAGGGAACCGCUGCUGGAGCCCCUGACUGGAGGCAUGAUGGUCUUGAUGUGACAUCAUCGGCAUCUACGGGUGCUGAAAACUGCAAUGGACCUAACUCUUUGCAGGGUCAGAAUGGCAUUCACUUCGAAUCAGGUGAUCCUGUGGAUGCCUCUUCUACUUUUUCUAAUGAAGAAGAUGAAGGUGAUCAGGAGACGCAUGGCAGCAUAUCAUUAGGUUAUGAUGGAGAAGGAGAUGAAUCCGACUCAAAGAGAAGAAAAAUCGAAGCAUAUGCAACAGAUAUGAGUGGAGCUACAAGAGCCAUUAGGGAACCUAGAGUUGUGGUCCAAACAACCAGUGAGGUGGACAUCCUCGACGAUGGGUAUCGUUGGCGCAAAUAUGGACAGAAAGUCGUGAAAGGAAAUCCAAAUCCGAGGAGUUACUACAAGUGCACAAGUGCAGGCUGCACGGUGAGGAAGCACGUGGAGAGGGCUUCGCAUGACCUGAAGUCGGUGAUCACCACUUACGAGGGCAAGCACAACCACGACGUUCCUGCUGCUCGUAACAGCAGCCACAUCAACUCGGGCGGCAACACUGGCAAUGGACCUGCCCAAGCCGGUGGCAGUGCUGCUGCUGCUGCUGCGCAAACGCAUCUUCAUAGGCCGGAGCCAUCUCAAGGCCAUAGCAACAUGGCUAGGUAUGGUAGGCCUCCUGCAUUAAGCACAUUUAGCUUACAGGGAAGGCAGCACCUGGGGCUUCCUCAUGGCUUCGGCUUUGGAAUGAACCAACCCGGCCUAGCCAAUCUGACGAUAGGCGGGUUUGGCCCGGGCCAAGGCAAGCUGCCUGUGCUGCCCGUUCAUCCCUACUUAGGGCAGCAAAGACAUGCCAACGAAAUGGGUUUCAUGGUGCCCAAAGGAGAGCCAAAGGUGGAGCCUCUUUCAGAGCCUCCCUUGAGCAUUCCCAGUGGCUCAUCUCUUUAUAGUCAGUUCAUGAGUAGCCUUCCCCUCGGACCUCAGAUGUAAAAUUUUUCAUUUUGGACUCUAGUUUUUGUUUUCUCUUUUAAAGGAAGCAAUGCAGGAAGAUUAUCUAUACUAACUACUUUGAGUUGAGUGUUGUUUCAUUGGUGAUGAA